Molecule: messenger RNA, 1821 nt
Organism: Saitoella complicata NRRL Y-17804
Lineage: Eukaryota; Fungi; Ascomycota; Saitoellomycetes; Saitoellales; Saitoellaceae
Product: aminopeptidase P
Exons: 1
Coding region: 1-1821 (606 amino acids)
Molecular function (GO): metalloaminopeptidase activity
Source: RefSeq, a predicted model, not a curated record
AUGGCUGCCGCUGCUAAACUUUCCGCUUUGCGGGAUCGCAUGAAGGCAUCAGACGUCGACGUCUACGUCGUCCCUUCCGAGGAUGCACAUCAGUCAGAGUACAUCGCCGACUGCGAUGCAAGACGCGCAUACAUCUCCGGUUUCAAUGGAUCUGCUGGCUGUGCCGUCAUCACUACUGACAAGGCCGCUCUGUUCACUGACGGUCGUUACUUUAACCAGGCUGGGAAGCAGCUUGACUUGAAGCACUGGACGUUGAUGAAAGUAGGAUUGCCUGAUGUGCCAACAUGGACUGAAUGGGUUCUGCAACAGGCUGAAGCUGGAAAGAAGCGGGUUGGAAUCGAUGCUAGUCUGUUGACUGCAACCGAAGCGAAGCAAUUGAUGGAGAAGUUGCAGACCAAGGCUGCCAAGCUUAUCGGGAUGAACAACAACCUUGUGGAUGAGGUUUGGGGUGACGAAAGGCCAAAGCGCCCUGCACAACCUGUCUUCCCUCAGCCUUACAAGUACUCUGGCCAGGACUUUUCGGAGAAGAUUGCGAUGAUCAGGAAAGAGUUGGAGGCAAAGAAGGCGUCCGGAUCCGUCGUCUCUAUGCUGGACGAGAUUGCAUGGCUCUUCAACCUCCGUGGUGAUGAUAUUCCUUUCAAUCCUGUCUUCUUCUCCUUUGCCAUGAUUACCCCUACUCAAGUCACCCUCUACAUCGACGAGAGCAAGCUAACCGAGGAAGGGAAGGCUCAGUUGGGUGAAGAUGUUAUCGUCCGUCCUUAUGAUGCUAUCUUUUCUGAUUGCUCUGUUCUUUCUGACUCUCUGAAAUCGGAUGGAAAGAUCCUCAUAACGAACAAGACGUCGUGGGCGCUCGCCAAGGCUCUUGGUGAGAAGAAAUGCGAAGAAGUCAAGUCUUGCAUCGCUGAUGCCAAGGCGGUCAAGAACGCUACAGAACUUGAGGGGAUGAGACAGUGCCACAUCCGGGACGGAGCUGCCUUGAUCGAAUACUUUGCGUGGUUGGAGGAGGUCCUUCAUAGUGGCAAGGAAAUCGACGAAGUUGAGGCGGCCGACUACCUUGAGGAGUGUCGCAAGAAGAAGGAGCACUUUGCUGGACUGUCUUUCCCUACAAUCAGCUCAACUGGACCGAACGGAGCUAUCAUCCAUUACCAGCCGGAGAAGGGCUCGUGCGCGGUGAUCGACCCCAAGGCUGUCUACCUCUGCGACUCUGGUGCUCAAUACAAGGACGGAACUACCGACGUCACACGUACCCUGCAUUUCGGAUCUCCUAGCCUAACCGAGAAGAGAAAUUACACACUGGUCUUGAAGGGGCACAUCGCCAUUGCACGAGCAGUCUUCCCAAAGGGCACUACUGGAUACAUCCUCGAUAUCCUUGCAAGACAGUUCUUGUGGAGAGACGGCCUGAACUACUUGCACGGAACCGGCCACGGUGUCGGAUCUUAUCUGAACGUGCACGAGGGUCCUCCGGGCAUCGGAACUCGUAUCUCGUUUAACGAGACUGCGUUGGCGCCCGGUAUGGUCCUCUCCAACGAGCCUGGAUACUACGAAGACGGUCAGUACGGUAUUCGUAUCGAGAACUUGGUUACUGUUAAGGAAGUCGAGACUCCAAACAAAUUCGGUGGCAAGCCGUACUACGGCUUCGAGACCAUCACCCUUGUCCCGAUGGCGAGAAGCCUUAUCGAUGUCAGCAUGCUUGACUGCAGUGAGAUUGAAUGGCUGAACGAGUACCACAAGGAGGUGUUCAAUAAGAUGAAAAUCUUUUUUGAUGAGGAGGACAGGACAUACCGAUGGUUGGAGCGGGAGACACGGUCGUUUGACCAGUGA